ACGGUCUUGAUAACUUUUGUUACUCUUUCGUUCUUGAUUACAAUUAAUUAGAGUAAUUUACUGGGCAUACGAGUGUUCUUAAUUGCUUCAGUUUAAAUGUGUGCUGUGUUGAUUUUAUUAUGCUGGGAUAACGAAUAAGAAGACCUGCAUAGCCUGCAAAAAUUAAUAAAAAAAAUUAAAAACCGUGUGCUUCUUGGUAUUUUCGUUUGCUUAGCCGUUUUGGUAUUUUCUACAUAAAAUGACUGAAUACAAACUAGUAGUAGUUGGAGCAGGUGGUGUCGGCAAAUCAGCUUUGACCAUACAAUUAAUCCAAAAUCACUUCGUCGACGAAUACGACCCUACCAUUGAAGACUCCUAUCGAAAACAAGUAGUCAUCGAUGGGGAAACGUGUUUACUGGAUAUUUUGGAUACGGCAGGACAGGAAGAAUACAGUGCCAUGCGAGACCAGUACAUGAGGACAGGGGAAGGUUUCCUUUUGGUUUUCGCCGUUAAUUCAGCUAAAAGUUUCGAAGACAUUGGAACAUACAGGGAACAAAUUAAAAGGGUUAAAGAUGCCGAAGUCGUACCAAUGGUACUCGUAGGAAACAAAUGCGACCUCACUUCGUGGGCUGUAGACAUGAACCAAGCCAGAGAGGUGGCGCGGCAGUACGGGAUCCCGUUCGUGGAGACGUCGGCGAAGACCAGGAUGGGUGUGGACGAGGCAUUUUACACGUUAGUUAGAGAAAUACGUAAGGACAAAACGAGAAGCGGUAAACGCCAGCACAGGUACAUCGGCGGCCACGGUCGUGUUCCUUUUAAGUUGCGAUGCACCAUCCUUUAAGACAGACUCAUCGUUUCGAUGACCAGCAAAAAAAUUUAAAAAAAUGGGAUCGUGUUUUGCUUCGCAUUUUUCUCCUCUGUGAAAGUGUGAUAGUGUAAAAAGUAAUAGGGGGGAGCGACGCUUCACUCUUCUCCCCCGAUUGUUAUAUCAUUUGACAAUUCGUGUGCGUGUUUCCAUAAUUCCAGUGUGCGAAAAUGUGUAAGAGGAAGCUUAUGAAAGAAGUUUUUUUAUGUACCACGUUUUGCUUUUAGUUCAAGUGUGUCUUUUCUGCUCAGUAUAUUCUUACUUGUCGAUUCUUAAAUUUGCUGUAAAUACUUUUUAGAUAUUAUAUUGAAAAAGCUUCGGAAACAUUUUUCGUCUCUUUGCACAAAUUUUUGUUUUAAAGAGGAUAAAUACACGGUUUUAUAUAUGUCAGAUAUUAAAAUUUUAUAUGUAUAUUCUGAAUGUGAUGUAUAUUUUAUUGAUAGUUUUAUUUAGUUCUGACGAGAAAUUUGUACAGUUGCGCAACAUUUUUGGCGAGAAAAGUUGAUAUUAAGAUUAUUGUUUCUAACGGAUUUCCUUUUAAUUAUGUAAUAUCUCAGGAAUAGCAUAUCAUGUAUAGUUUGCGCACAAAUUUGUAUGUGCCUCAAAGAGAACUCGUUCUCUUCGUUUUUUGUUGAUAUUAAUGUAGUUAUCCUCUUUAAUGAGAAUUUUUUGUCAUGUUUCUGGAUACGAUGAAUAAACUAAUCGCUCAUCUGCCUCCCAAUUGAACCAGUUCGUUUUGUUUUCGUUUUAUUCCUCGUAUUCUGGCAUAAAGUAUAGUUAACUUCAAGCAAUGAUCAAUCGUUAAAGAAAUAUAACCAAGUUUAAGCUUAAUCUUGGUCUUGACAUGUUAUUCCCCGUUUUUUCAUAUGAGAUUUUUCUUAAUGUUCUACUAAUCUAGUUUUAAUUUUGCCUUCAUAUAUUAUACAAAAAGAAGAAAAAACAAAAUAAAAAUAUAUGUAGCAAUUUAGUUUAUAGAUAUGUCUACUAAAAUUCUCUUAUUAAUAAAAUGUUAAAUAUUUA
Messenger RNA from Tribolium castaneum (red flour beetle), 1864 nucleotides. RefSeq names its product Ras oncogene at 85D (gene Ras85D). The coding region runs from base 239 to 820 and encodes 193 amino acids. Gene Ontology annotation, biological process: Ras protein signal transduction; epidermal growth factor receptor signaling pathway. Gene Ontology annotation, cellular component: plasma membrane. Lineage: Eukaryota; Metazoa; Arthropoda; Insecta; Coleoptera; Tenebrionidae. The record is from RefSeq and is a predicted model, not a curated record. The transcript has 2 exons. Gene Ontology annotation, molecular function: GDP binding; GTP binding; GTPase activity.